AUGGUUAAAUCGGUCAAUGUUGCCAUUAUUGGCUCAGGUGUUGUUGGUUCAGCUUUUAUCAACCAAUUGAACAACUUGAAAAGUAAAAUCGCAUACAAUGUUGUCUACUUGGCCAGAUCAUCAAAGGAGGCACUUUACAAUAAAGACUACAAACCAGUCGAUUUAGCAAGCUAUAAAACUGCUUCAGCAGAACCAGUAUUGGGCUUGGAUGAUUUAGUAGUUUACUUAAAAGGUGCUCAUAAACCAACUAUUCUUGUUGAUAAUACUUCAAACGAAACCAUUGCAAACUACUAUCCUACUUUUAUUAAGGAAGGAAUCUCAAUUGCUACCCCUAACAAAAAGGCUUUCUCCUCUUCAUUGAAGAUUUGGAAUGAUAUUUUUACAAAUGCCGAGCAAGAUGGUGCUGGACUUGUGUACCAUGAGUCAACUGUGGGCGCGGGUUUACCCAUCAUUGGUCCAUUAAAGGAUUUAGUUUUGACUGGUGAUAAAGUUGAAACUAUUGAAGGUAUCUUUUCCGGAACCUUAUCUUAUAUCUUUAAUGAGUUCUCUACUCCAGAGAAAGCCGAGAAAGUCAACUUUUCCGAUAUUGUUACCAAGGCAAAGAACUUGGGCUACACCGAACCAGACCCUAGAGACGAUUUAAACGGGUUGGAUGUUGCUAGAAAAGUUACAAUUUUGGCACGUAUCUCUGGCUUUGAAGUCGAGAGCCCAACGAGUUUUCCGGUUGAGAGUUUGAUUCCUAAACCAUUAGAAUCAGUUGCUAGUGCUGACGAAUUUUUACAAAAAUUACCAGAAUAUGACUCCGAAAUUCAAAAAGUUAAGGACGAAGCCUUUGCCGAGGGUAAAGUGUUGAGGUUCAUUGGAAAAGUCGACUUCAAGAACAACAAGGUAUCAGUUGAGAUUGGAAAGUACCCAUUCGAUCAUCCAUUUGCGUCAUUGAAAGGAAGUGACAAUGUUGUUGCCAUCAAAACAGACAGAUACCCUAACCCAUUGAUUAUCCAGGGUGCAGGUGCAGGUGCAGAGGUUACAGCCCAUGGUGUCUUGGCUGAUACUGUAAAGAUUGCUGAAAGAAUUGCUAACUGA
Molecule: messenger RNA, 1083 nt
Organism: Lodderomyces elongisporus
Lineage: Eukaryota; Fungi; Ascomycota; Pichiomycetes; Serinales; Debaryomycetaceae
Gene: HOM6
Product: homoserine dehydrogenase
Exons: 1
Coding region: 1-1083 (360 amino acids)
Biological process (GO): aspartate family amino acid biosynthetic process; L-homoserine biosynthetic process
Molecular function (GO): NADP binding; aspartate kinase activity; homoserine dehydrogenase activity
Source: RefSeq, a predicted model, not a curated record